AUGGUUCCACGAAGAGUUUGUCCCCGCUGUUCGAAAAUUUUCGGAUUGGAGCCAAAGGCAUUGCUGGUUCUUGAUAAUUGCACCAGUCAUUAUGACGUUGACGAAUCUCUACAGAGUGACGAUGGACUGAUUCAAGUGAUCUACUUCCCACCAAAUGUAACUGCUGAAUGCCAGCCGAUGGACCAAGCGGUCAUCAAUGCAAUCAAGCGAAAGUAUAAAAGAAAACUGAUGCUCGCAUUAAUUCUGGAAAACGAACACUUAAGUUUCGAUGAACGAUUGAAGAAGAUUAAUCUUCAACAGUGUAUUUCGUGGUUGGCAACCUCUUGGGAGGAGAUAUCUGACAAAACUAUACGUAAUUCGUGGAAGAAAUUGAUCGAUGGUUUGCCGGAGGAUGCUGUUAAUGUAGACUCGAAAGCGGCCGAUGAUGACUUCAAAGCGCUUGUGUCCAGGAUUGACAGUUUGGCAGGAACAAAAACAUCUGAGCAAGAUAUUGAUCUGUGGAUCAAAGAUCAGGUGUAUGAUGCUGAUCAUAAUCCAGAUUGGGUAACCAGUGAAGUGUUCUCUGAUGACGAGAUUUUGUCAUCAGUUCUCAAGAAAGAUCAACCUGAAAUGCAAGAAGAAUGGUUGGUAGACACAGAAGAUGGAAGUAAUUCGUUUGAUACUUCCAUUACUAGUACCGGAGAUCCUGAUUUUGGCGAUGCAAUCAAGUCAAUUGAUUGCCUAGUUCGCUAUAUGAAGCAUGAUGUUGCAGAAGUAUGCCGUUUGAACGCGCUACGUUCGAAAAUCACUGAAGUUGAAUGGCUAAAACGAGCAUGUUGAAGAACUCUACCAUUUUGUUGAAAAUGAAUUUACGUGGUUUGUUUAAUUUUGUUUGAAACGUUUAAAAUAAAUAUUGUUUUUGUUGAAUAA
Messenger RNA from Toxorhynchites rutilus septentrionalis, 909 nucleotides. RefSeq names its product jerky protein homolog-like. The record is from RefSeq and is a predicted model, not a curated record. Gene Ontology annotation, molecular function: DNA binding. Gene Ontology annotation, cellular component: nucleus. The coding region runs from base 1 to 819 and encodes 272 amino acids. The transcript has 2 exons. Lineage: Eukaryota; Metazoa; Arthropoda; Insecta; Diptera; Culicidae.